Molecule: messenger RNA, 2826 nt
Organism: Clonostachys rhizophaga
Lineage: Eukaryota; Fungi; Ascomycota; Sordariomycetes; Hypocreales; Bionectriaceae
Source: the annotation of a GenBank genome assembly
AUGGAUCCCGUUUCUGCAUUCCGAGUGGCCAGCACAAUUGUGACGUUUGUCGAUUUCUGUUAUGGCCUGGUUUCAGAGUCCAUCGAGAUCUAUCGGUCGCCAGAGGGUGUAUCCUCGGAAAACUUCCAACUGUCCACCCUCGUUAAGGACCUGGGAAAGAUCGGUACCCAGGUUAGCGAUGCACUAGAUACAGCGACGUCUCAAGCGCUUGCAGCAUCUGACGAGUCGCUCAUCAGACUCUGCCGGGAAUGCGAGUCCAUCACAGCAGAAAUCAGUAGCGCUUUGGGCUAUCUCCAGGCCCAGGGAGGCGGCUCAAAAGCUAUGAUGGCAAAAAAUAAUGCCACUGUCGCGCUCAAGGCCAUGUGGUCGAAAGGGAACUUGCAAAAUAUCGAGAAGCGAUUACAGCAGAUCCGGUCGGAAAUGACAAUGGCGAUGCUGGUCAACUUGUGGGAAAGAGAUCGAGCCCGCGGAAAUGGGAUGGGUGAGAGCUUGGAACACCAGAUCUCUAACCUAACGCAGAAAGUUGAUAGAAACAACAGCAAACUGGACCAAUUCGCCUCUGAACUCGAUAAGAUCUCCUCGGAGGAUGACACCGUAGGACCUGGGAACCGAAAUGUUCUUUUCAGGAGACUAUGGGAGACAGAUUGGCACCCCUUCGACGCGCCCAUUGAGGACACGAAUCAUCCGAGUUCUAAAAGCAAUAAUCUCAAUAAGCAAAUCCAUAAACAAAUAGUCAAAAGCCUGAGUUUCUCUGACAUCUCUCGGAGGGAGAAGUCAAUACCCAAACCGUACGACGACACUUAUCGUUGGAUUUUCGAGCGCGAUGAUGAGGUUCACAACGGGAACAACGAGAUGCUUAAGGGAAGGAACAACUUCACCAAUUGGCUUCAAGAUCCGUGUUUGGUAUAUUGGAUCACGGGAAAACCAGGCUCUGGAAAGUCAACGCUGAUGAAUUUCAUCGUCCGCGAUUCCCGGACUAGAAAGAGCCUCCAAAAAUGGGCAGCCCCAAUGUCCUUACUCCUUGCCCACUUCUACUUCUGGGAAGCUGGACAUAACAACUUGCAAAAAUCGCGAGAAGGACUAUUACGAACAAUACUCUACCAGUGUCUAGAAUCAAUGCCCGAUCUCACGCCGAUGGUACUUCCAAGGCGUUGGGCGGUUUAUCAAGUCCUACGUGGCCUGGAAACCCCGGCACCGGCUUGGAGUUGGGAGGAGUUGCAAGAGGCAUUCUUCAGCCUGGCGUCGCUUAAUGGACAUUGGUUCAAACUCGCACUGAUUCUAGACGGGCUUGAUGAAUUCAGCGGUGAUCCAGGCGCUUUGAUCUCAUUCAUUCAGGAGCUUGUCACAAGGUAUGGUGUUAAGAUAUGCCUUGGUAGUCGACCUUUGAGCGAGUUCACGGACGCGUUUGAUGAAUAUCCCAGGCUUGCAAUGCAGUACCUCACUCAAGGUGAUAUUGAGGCCUACAUCAUUGGAAAUUUUCAAUCUAGUAAAGCAUUUCGAGAACGGCAAGCGCUUUUCCCCGACCAGGCCGGGGCCCUGCUCUAUGAUAUAGCAAACAAGGCGCAGGGAGUAUUCCUCUGGGUCUUCAUUGUAGUCCGAGACCUGCUAUACAGUUUGUCCAAGGGUAGAAGCCUGGCCGAUUUGCAAGCUGUUGUCGAUGACCUGCCAACAGACUUGUUCCAGCUCUAUAGUCGGAUGCGACAAAAGGUCGAUCCUCAGGAUCUGAAAAACUCUACGCGAUACUACCAGCUUACAGUUGCAUCCCUCAGACCAUUGCACGCCAUCUCACUCUGGAUAGCGGACGGGGAGAGUCUGCCGAACGGAGAUUUUUUCACAGAGGAGCACAAGGAAAAUAUCGUCAAAAUAUUGGAACGACGCUUGGAUAGCUCGACCAAAGGCCUUCUGGAAGUGGAUGACGACGGGAUCGUCACCUUUCUUCACAGAACCGCACGAGACUGGGUCUUGCAAGAAUCAAUUCUAUCGACACCGCGAAAGUCAUUAACAAACUUCGCUCCGGAACUGGUUCUGCUGCAAGUGCUCACAACGGUGAUUUCGAAGCCACGGCUAUUUAUCCAUCUGGGGUUUUCACAGCUUGCAUUUUGGGAUAUAGUUGUCCUAGGAUUUCUGUAUGCGUCUCAAGUAGAUGAAUGCUUCUCUGAAUCCCUGGUUCAUGCGGUUGAUGAUUUCGACGCAGCUCUUUGCGAGCGAGCUGCAGAUCUUGGAAAGCGCGGCUACAUAUUUGACGCGAACUUGUCGAAACCGGAUUCGACAUCGAGUAAAACAAACCGAUGGCUCCAUCGCGGAGGAAAGGGAGAGCGCUCAUCCAGCAACAAAUCCAAUGCUGGAAAGCAUUGGUCAUGGACGCAGGACAAUUUACCGUUCUGUAUUGAAAAUUCUGCCGUGGGAAUCGCGGCACAGUUCGCGGUUGUCCCCUAUGUCAAAGCCAAAUUGAAGACCAAUAAAAGCCUUGUCAAAUCCGAGCCAAACAGGCGAUCUCUGCUGGAAAAUACGAUUUUCGGGUGGCAAUUCUAUGUGAGCCGUACAAACGAGGAUUUGGCUCACUACUCAGCGAGUUGGAGGCUUCUCAUGGAUGAUCUCUCGCGUCAGAGGAUAGAAAUGGUCAGACUAUUAAUCGACUCAGGGGCAUCCCUCAGUGACCCAACAUGUAGGUGUCGACAGAAGAAGGGUAGAAGUAUUGAAGAGGAGGUUUCUUUGCUAGAUGGUAAUGGGAGGGCCAAGGUGGCCUCUCGGGAGUUUUGGGAUGAGCUUGCGAAUCUUUUGCUUAGAACUCGUAGGAGAAGUCGCCUUUGGGGCCUUUUUUCCUAA